AAUGACCACCCAGGAUGAAGACAUCAUGGCUUCUCUCCUGGAGGAAAUCUUGCGCCAGAGUAUGGGAGUACCGCAGGCCCUGCGUCUAGCCUAGCGCCCCAUGCCUCAUUUCGGCGGAACUUGGGUACAUCCGAGGCGUUCAGCAUCAUCAUCAAUAUCGUAAUCGGAAGCGGGAUUUUGACCUCUCUUGGCGCCAUCGACACCAAUGUCCCCUCCCCAGGUGCAGCCCUGGUCGUUUGGUUCGUGGGGGGGCAUCUUGGCUUGGACAGGUGCUGCAACUAUGGCCGAGCUCGGGGCGGCGUUUCCGGGUGAAGAAGGUGUUCAACAGUACCUCCAGUAUAUCUACGGCGAGACCUUUGGCUUUCUUGCCGCGUGGACAUGGGUCGUUGCGGUAGUGCCGGAGAAUUGUCAUGGCAAACUGGGUCAAUUCCGAGCUGCUAUCGCAGUCACCGUGGUUGCGGGACUGGGUGUCGUCUGCUAUCACCUUGCUGGCUGGGAUAAACCCAAUCCACAGGAAUCCCAGGACCAGUUAAUGAGAGCCUGGCUUAGUGCUCCCAACACCGUUGCCUUGGACGGGAGGGAGAUAGAGUGGCAGAAGUUACAUGGGUGGGAAUCUAUCGGUCUUUAUUCCGCCGCACUUUAUGGUGCACAGUGGGCAUACUCUGGAUGGGAUAAGGCAAUCUAUGUCAGUGCCGAACUUCCUGCUCUGGCCCGUCAGUUGCCCCUAGCCAUCAAGACCGCGGUUCCCAUUGCCAUCCUCAGUUUCAUCGCAGUGAAUAUUGCCUAUUAUAUCCUCCUACCUUGGAGAGUAGUGUCUACAACUGAUAGUGUAGCAGUGACAUCGUUUAGUCACCUACUUGGAUCUACACUUGGUGCCAUAGCAGCGGGUCUUAUCUGCCUGGUGGUGGCAGGACCCUUGCUGGGAAGAUCGUUUGGCGCCGGUCGCAUAGUGGUUGCUGCAGCCAAUUCCAACUGGUUGGCCGACUUCCUGGCCCGCGUUGGCUCCGUUUCAGGGCGAUCGACUUCGACAGCAUAUGCCCCCAUCAAUGCGAUUCUCUUUUCUACCGCCUGGUCCAUUGUGUAUAUUCUCUUUGGGAACUUUCGGGGCUUGGCGACAUUCAGUGGUCUGUCUGCAUGUAUCUUUUUCUUCCUGACCAUGGUUGGUGCCAUCAUCCUUCGCGUCCGUGAACCAGAGCUCCCCCGCCCGUACAAGCCGCCGAUCUGUGUCCCCGUUGUGUUCACUCUGGUCAGUGGGUUUGGGGUUGCUCGUGGUGCAGCUUUUGCUCCUGUGCAGGCCAUGGUGCUCAUUGGACUGUGGCUGGUGGGCCUAGGGUUGUAUAGUGCGAGGAGGUAA
Molecule: messenger RNA, 1354 nt
Organism: Aspergillus vadensis CBS 113365
Lineage: Eukaryota; Fungi; Ascomycota; Eurotiomycetes; Eurotiales; Aspergillaceae
Exons: 5
Coding region: 206-1354 (382 amino acids)
Biological process (GO): amino acid transmembrane transport
Cellular component (GO): membrane
Molecular function (GO): L-amino acid transmembrane transporter activity
Source: RefSeq, a predicted model, not a curated record